Molecule: messenger RNA, 1054 nt
Organism: Rhizopus microsporus ATCC 52813
Lineage: Eukaryota; Fungi; Mucoromycota; Mucoromycetes; Mucorales; Rhizopodaceae
Exons: 2
Coding region: 1-924 (307 amino acids)
Source: RefSeq, a predicted model, not a curated record
AUGGGUUGCUGCAAGCUCCUAUUUCAAGUAGUAGACAUGCUGGAUUUCUCUGUUAAUUUGGAGGCAUUGAAUAUAUCGGUGGUCUUAGAGAUUCCGGUUUCGCGGAUAUACCUCGAUUUACCGACUUGGAACGGUCGUGGUCGCCGAACAAACUGGGGCCAACUGCGGAUGAAGGAUAUCUUCGAAUAUAGCCCAAUUCACAACUGUUUGAGGCAAAGACCUUACUUGUCAAACACAAGGUUUAAACAUCGAGUAAGCCGAUUCCAUUCCUGGUUAGCAGAUGGCCAGAGCCUAGUGCACUCCUCCAUUGCAACCUUGUUCACACCGCACAACCUCAGACCAGACAGCCAAUUCCAGUAUACGUUAUAUCGAAUGCCUCAACCUAACUUUGAAGAUCUACUGACGUUACUCCCCAUUGAUGCCCUACCGGCACACUAUCCGCGUGGCCCUACUACGGCAUGGCGCGCCUUCUGGUUAUCUUCCUUCCCACACCAGGCGCACACCGUGCUCUGGAGGCAUUACCGUCGUAAGUUGCCAACAUGCCAGCGUCUACACCAGCUUUAUCCGAAUCGACACUUGGAUCCUUACUGUCUUCUAUGUGGAGGCGUCGAAGACGAUGGGCACUUCUUGUGGCCUUGCAUGCUCAAAAAAGAAACCUGGCCAUGCAUUGCAAAUCGCUUUUUACAGCCUACUGCGAGACUUGCCUAUGAAUCUCUGACCUUAGACUCGUCUAAACGUAUUCAAGUGCUUCAGGGCUACGUUUUGAUGUUCAAACAGUCAUUGCUUGUACGAUCUGGGCUAUCUGGCGGCGUCAUUGGCGUUUUGUAUUUGAUGGUCGUACCUUCUGGCCCGAUGAAGCUGCUGCACGAGCAACGCAAGCAAUCAAGCGAAUACAUGAUGAAAAUAUCUAUAGAGAGCGUCUAAAAUCAUCUCACUCAGGUUAACGCAGCCUUUAUUUUGUUCCGUGCUUCUAUGUUCUUUAUUAUUUUCUUUAAUAAGUACAAGCUAACUGGCGGUACUUGAAUAAAAUAUACCAUUUUACAAAAAAAAAAUU